Molecule: messenger RNA, 960 nt
Organism: Clavispora lusitaniae ATCC 42720
Lineage: Eukaryota; Fungi; Ascomycota; Pichiomycetes; Serinales; Metschnikowiaceae
Source: RefSeq, a predicted model, not a curated record
AUGAGGAUUCUUGGAUCAACUGGGAAGGUGGUAGUGAAGGAGUUAGAAGUCUCUGUGGAUGAGGCUACAGAAGACUGUUCAGUUGAAGGUUCACUAGAAGUGACCAAUGAAAACUUUGGAGCAAUCGUAUGUGGCCAAGUCGAUGUAGUUUCAGUAGACGAAACAAUAGAAGAGUCAUCAGUAGAAGAAACAACGGAAGAAGCCUCAGUAGAAGAAACAACAGAAGAUCCUUCAGUAGAAGAAGCAACGGAAGAAGCCUCAGUAGAAGAAACCUUAGAAGAUCCCUCAGUAGAAGAAACAACAGAAGAUCCUUCAGUAGAGGAAACAACAGAAGAAGCCUCAGUAGAAGAAACAACAGAAGAUCCUUCAGUAGAAGAAACAACAGAAGAUCCUUCAGUAGAAGAAGCAACGGAAGAAGCCUCAGUAGAAGAAACAACAGAAGAUCCCUCAGUAGAAGAAACAACAGAAGAUCCUUCAGUAGAAGAAGCAACGGAAGAAGCCUCGGUAGAAGAAACAACAGAAGAAGCCUCAGUAGAAGAAACAACAGAAGCCUCGGUAGAGGAAACCUUGGAAGAUCCUUCAGUAGAAGAAACAACAGAAGCCUCGGUAGAGGAAACCUUAGUAGACGAAACCUUAGAAGAAGCCUCAGUAGAAGAGACCUUAGAAGAUCCUUCAGUAGAAGAAACAACAGAAGAUCCUUCAGUAGAAGAAGCCUUAGAAGAUCCCUCAGUAGAAGAGACCUUAGAAGAUCCUUCAGUAGAAGAAGCCUUAGAAGAUCCUUCAGUAGAAGAGACCUUAGAAGAUCCUUCAGUAGAAGAAACAACAGAAGAUCCGUCAGUAGAAGACACCUCAUCGGAGGUAAUCAAAGAGAACUUUGGAGCAAUUGUAUGUGGGUGGAAUUCCGAUGUAGUUGCAGAAGCUUCAGUGGAUGAAACAACAGACGAAGAAUCAGUAGGAUAA